This is a messenger RNA of Xylaria bambusicola, 998 nucleotides long. RefSeq lists its product as uncharacterized. Gene Ontology annotation, cellular component: mitochondrial large ribosomal subunit. The transcript is spliced from 3 exons. The record is from RefSeq and is a predicted model, not a curated record. Lineage: Eukaryota; Fungi; Ascomycota; Sordariomycetes; Xylariales; Xylariaceae. The coding region runs from base 261 to 740 and encodes 159 amino acids. Gene Ontology annotation, molecular function: structural constituent of ribosome.
UUAGCGGCUCCGUCCACAGCUGAAGCCCACUAAAUAACACCCAGCCCACUAUGCCCCAGAGGGGUGACAGGUACGUACCUCAGACAUGUGCCAUCAAGAUCUAUGUACUGUAGAGUAGUGCUAUCUCUUAUAUUUUUGGAUGGGACCCUUUUGAAGCUCACCGAAUUGAUUGUUUCAGCCGUUUUCCCAGGACUUGUCUACGCAUCCUCGAUCCACGGAACGAUUGCCAGCUAGACUGUUAAGGAACAUCGACAGUAAAUAUGGCGCUGAACAUGCGCUACGUCGAACUCGCGAAGCAGCUGCAUCCGCGUCUGCAGCGCUUCUUCGCCAAGUAUCCUCCGAACCAGAUCCUGCCGACCUCGACGCGCACAAAUACCAUCAAGGACGGCGCAACCCCGAACCCUUUUCUUCCACACAAACACCCCGUCACGGGCAAGUGGCAUGACCCGGAGUUCUCGCUAAGACGCCAGGCGGAGCUCGUCAAACUCGCUCGCGAGGAGGGCGUCGAGGAGUUGCUACCAUUCACAUCGAAGGGCACCGAAGAGCGCAUACGGCACAGAGUCGAGCACGGUUUGCGUGUGCGUGGUACAGGUGUUGGACAGAAGGUCAAGGGUCAUUUACACGAGAGAAUGCUGGCUUCCAAGAUGGAGAAGAGGAGAGAAGCUAUGAUGGGCAUGCCCAGGCUUGUGCGGGAGUGGAGAAAGACAGGGAGAAGCAGAUGGACCAAGUAUCCACGAUAGGCGAGAAGAUAUUGAAAUACUCUCUAUUCACCGACUUCGCAGUUGGAUGUACGAAUUUAUGUAUAACCAUGUAUCAAAGGUGUUCAGUUGCAUCGGAAUAUUAGCCCAACAAUUUGAGACAUCAAACUUUUCAUCCAUUCUUCCCUCUUUUUAAAACAAGGUUUGUUAGCAGAUUACUUAAAAUGAUUAAUCUGCUAAAUUUGUUGCCUGUACAAUACACUGGUCAUCUAUGUCCUUCUGGUCAGGUCGCUACAAUCU